AUGUCUCCCUGCGGCGUGUGUAUCCUCAUGACGAUAUUAUGCAGUGCAUGGUCAGAAAGCACCAGCGAGGCGCGUCUUGGGCCCAUUUUUACCACAGAACCUCCGAGUGUUGUGCGAUACGCACGCGCGUCUGGAGCGCGGGUAGCGUGUAUUGCGGUCGCUGCUGGUCCUGCACCCACCAUCACAUGGCUUGCUGAUGAUGGGUCAACCCUUUCAGAUUUGCCAGGUGUUAGACGGAUAUACGCGAAUGGAACGCUCGAACUGGUCCCAUCUAGUGGGACCACGAGCGAUGUUCCGACCACAGUCCGAUGCCGUGCUUCUAAUGCUCAUGGAACGCUACUUUCUAGGGACGUACAUCUAAUGUCAGUGACAGAUGGCGCAUGGGAAGUGGCCGUAGAGACAGGGAGUACGAGCGUAGGUGGAGUGGCAGCACUACGAUGCCGUGUCUCCGGAGCGCCAGCGCGCGUUGCGCUCUGGUACCGCGCUGACACACUGUUGGCAGUCGAUUCGCCGUCACCCGAUUCCCGAUACCUGUCUGCGGGUGAUACUCUGUUGAUUCGUGAUGUGUCAGCGGCGGAUGCAGGCGCAUACAGCUGUGUCGCGCGACAUGAGCUUACUGCUCUCACCCGUCGCUCAAGACCCGCGCCACUUGAAGUCAUGCCAAGUUCUGCAGUUGCGGGCAGUGCACCCCGUGUGACAGCAGCGAGUGAAGUUUCUGUCGCGCCCGGUGCACCCUUUUGUCUUCCCUGCGCUGCCUCUCAGUACCCACCACCACAUUAUACAUGGUACCGCGAGAGCGAAGGGCGGCUGCAGCCAAUGGAAGGUGGUGAUGCGUGGAGAUGGGCGGAUGGUGCAGCGUUGUGCGUGAAACGUGCCAACCGCAACCACGCUGGAGUGUGGCUUUGCAAAGCGUAUAAUGUAUUUGGUGACGCCACAGCACAGACCCGCCUCGAUGUACACCACGAUCUUACUGUGGAUCUUCAGCCACAAGUACUGGUAGCAGAAGCGGGUGGGGCAGCACGGUUGCGCUGUACAUCUAGUGCAACCGGUGCAGCGCUGCAAUGGCUACAUGAUGGAGUCGCGUUAGCAUCGCGUGGGCCCGAUUUAGAGCUACGAGGUCUGACAAGAGGACAACGAGGAACUUACCAAUGUGUGGCUCGGGAUGGAUUGCGUAGCGCGCAAGCUGCGGCGGAAAUACGUCUUGGAGAGUCGCCACCAGAGCUCCAGUACACCUUCAUUGAGCAAGCAUUACGCGGUGGCGCUGCGGUCACGCUCCGCUGCGCUGCCGCUGCCUCGCCGCCACCAAGACUGCACUGGCAGCUUGAUGACCAACCAUUAGACCGCUAUCUUGCACGACAUAGGUACUCGGUUCGCGAAGAGACAUCUAUAUCUGGUGAAACAGUCUCAGUCUUAAAUAUAUCAUCAGCACAACCAACAGAUGGCGGGCGAUACUCUUGCCGCGCUUCCAACCCUCUUGGCUCUGUCUCUCACAGUGCCAGGCUGAAUAUAUACGGUCCACCAGCGGUACGUGCACUGGAGCCUGUCAGAGCUGUUGCUGGAGACAACCUCACGCUGCUUUGUCCCUACUCCGGAUAUCCGAUCAGCUCUGUACGGUGGAGCCGGCGAGGUGCACCUACGGCGCUAGAAGGUGCAGGUGGACGCGUCUGGGCAAGAGCUGCGGCCCUGAAGCUUUCACCUGCAAUGGCUCAAGACGCUGGACACUAUACCUGUACUGUCACAGCACCGCCUGCACCACCUGCUGCCCGGGAUAUCGAGAUACAAGUCAGAAAUCCUCCAAAGAUAUCACCGUUCAUGUUCUCUCCGGAACUGACGGAGGGUGCAACAGUGCAGGUACUAUGCGGCGUUUCGUCAGGAGAUAAACCUCUAUACUUCUCAUGGUUUAAAGAUGACCAGCCCCUGCCACCUAAUUUGCAGAUAGAGGAGAAAAGUUUGAACGAGUUUUCACUUUUAAUGUUCCCCGAACUACGAGCGGCGCAUAGUGGACGAUACACUUGCCGCGUUGCGAACCGAGCCGCUGCUGCAAAUUACACAGCUAUACUUACUGUUAAGGUUGCUCCAAGUUGGGAAACGGAACCUCUUGACUCCGCGGUUCUGCUGGGUGCACCUCUAAAACUUGAUUGCGCGGCGAGAGGCUUUCCCGCGCCUCUUGUGGCGUGGUAUAAGAAAAUUGAGGGUGCAAGUAGUGGGGAUGGUACAGAGCGUUGGGAAGCAACAGCUCCUGGUUGGGAGGGAGGCGAAAGGCAGUCUGAAGGGAGUCAGGCGAGCGAUGCCAUACGAGCCACGUUAUCCGCUAGAACAGCUUUGCGAUCCCACCAGGGUUUGUACCGUUGCAGUGCUGAAAACGGAGUUGGACCACCUCUACUCAAACAAGUUAAUAUCACUGUUCACGAGCCUGCCAACUUUGGGACUUCGAGUGACGUGUCACGCAACACGUCAGCUGUGCUUGGGCAAAGCGCUACGCUUAGCUGUCUAGCGCAUGGCGACCCUCCGCUGACUGUACAUUGGACGCACCACGGACAUAGACUGGACCUUGAUAAUUACAGAUGGCGGGUAACAGAGACGCGUACCGCAGAAGGUACUCGAUCGGCUCUACGCCUGCGUGCAGCUGAGCGCGCAGAUGCCGGAGAGUACCGCUGCGUCGCGCGUAACGCCCAUGGCCGUGCUGAUCUCUUACUCUACCUGCAUGUACACGAGCCACCAGAAGCACCACGCUCCUUACAGUUAGUAGGACUAGGAGGAACGUGGGUGCAACUAAGUUGGCAAGCUCGUUCGCCACCCGGCACACGCUUCACUGCAUUUGUGGCAUCACUUGAUCCCAGCACACUCAUCCCUGACCAGUACAAUCUUACUGUUCAACGUGAUGAUCAUAGCGAAAUUAUGGAUACGGGUCGGGAUAAACUACUUGCGAGGCUUGAGGCACUACGUGCGGCACAUGGAUACUCUCUACGAUUAGCAGCUCACAACCACGUCGGCACCUCACCACUCUCAGAUCCAUUGCGAUUUACCACUCUAGAAGAAGCACCAGGAGGCGCACCUCAAAACGUUCGCGUGAGGCCAGUUGAGUCUGGAGAACUACAUUUAUCAUGGAGUGUUCCAGAACGCGACAGCUGGAACGGCGAGCUUCUAGGUUACGUUGUGUCAUGGCGCGAAUCUGAAGGCAGCGGGGCAGGGCGGGUGAUAGUGCGGGGGAGGGGGCGGGGAAGCGCGGGUCUAGUUCCGCCUAGUGCUGUACGCUGUGAAGCAGUAUCAGCAAGAGCAGUACGAGUUCGCUGGUCGCCGCCAGCCUCCGCUCUUCUACACUACGAUAUAAUUUACGCACCAAUAUUAUUUUCACAAACAUGGAGCGGAGCGUCCCGCACAGCAGCAGCACAAGCCGAUGGCAGUGGUGGUGAGGCGGUGGUGUCAGGUCUUCGAGCUGCUGUUAACUACUCACUCAGCGUACGAGCUCGGACCAACGGUGGCAGUAGCCCAUUGUCAAAUCCUGUUUAUUGUCAAACCAAAGAGGAUGUUCCUGGAGCACCUGAAGCAGUCCGGGCAGUGGCAGCAUCAGCUCAAGCAGUGCGAGUGACAUGGGCAGCGCCACCUCCUGAAGUACGAGGGGGACGCAUCACUCACUACACGCUCUACACGAGGGAAUUGGGCAAAGUGGGCGGGGAAUGGGCUCAACGCGUGGAAACGGAGGAAGAUGUUAGUGAGGUCCGACGGGAAGUCCGUGGUCUUCGCGAUGGUGCAGUGUAUGAGUUCUGGGUGCGCGCUUCAACCUCGGCUGGCCCUGGGGCUCCUUCGCGUGCCGUUACUGCAGCUCCUGCUCAUUCUGUAUCGGCGCGCAUAUCAUCAGUGAGCACAGAAAUAGUAGCGGCCGUGGGCACGCGCGUUCGACUAGCGUGUGCCGCAUUGGGGGCCCCACCACUCCGACGCCGUUGGGUUCCACUACCACCGACACAUACUAUAACCGAUACCGGCGAUUUGAUUAUUAACAAGCUAGAGGAAAGGUGGUCAGGCAACUAUACUUGCUCAGUCCGCAACGCAGCAGGUACAGACACUAUACGACACGGCGUUAUAGCAGCGGCGACUCCAAGUACGCCUGUACCGCGCCUUUUACGGGCUGACACGCACCGACUGGUAGUCGGAUGGGAAGCAGUACGUGAUGGUGGCGCCCCCCUCCUUCACUAUAGUGUUCAGUGGCGAUCAGGAUGGGGGCAGAAAGAAAUGGGACAGCAAAUAGUGGGCGGCGAGCAAGCCGUAGGAGUAGACGAAACGCGUUGUGAAGUUGGCGUGUUAGAAUGCGGUGCGCGUUAUACAAUCACAAUGCGGGCCCACAACGCAGCUGGGGCCUCCCCUUACUCCGCUCCUCUACAAGUCCGGACCAGUGGAGACAAGGCUCUGGCGCCACCUGGCAGGCAGAGCAUCUGGGCGAACAGCAGCGCGCUACGCGUUUCUUUGCUGGCGUGGGGCGGGCGUUGCGCAGUAGCAACCUGGCGCGCUGCGUAUCGACCGGCGAAACAGCCAAGAACUACCUGGACUGCUAUACACGUAGAUGGGGAGACUCUCGAGGUGGUGGGCUUGGAGCCAGCUACGUGGUACGAAAUUCGCGUCUUGGCACAGGCUCCAGCCGGCGAAACGCCUGCACUUUAUCGAGCUGCUACAAGGUCACUUGCGGGAGAUCAGAUAGGAGAACCAAUAGACUUGCCAGUGGAAGCACGUCUAAGCGACGUGGAAGACGAAGUAGAAGUUCGGAGUAGUGGAUGGGGGCGGACGGGGUUGCUUAGCGCACUCGGGGGCGGUGCGUUGGCCUUGCUUCUCGCAGCGGCAAUACUCUUGGCGUCGUUACGGCGAACGAGUGGUCCAACACCGCCCCCGACAUUGCACAAUGGAAAGUCCAUAGAUCCACCAUUAGAUGACUGUGACGAGAUAAGCCCAUACGCAACGUUUAGUAUGUCGGGAAGUGACUCGGCGCGCGGGGCGAGCGCAGCGCGUGCGUGUUCUUUGCACGUUCGUUCUCUUCCACGCUCGCCACUCGCGCUAGCAGCGCCACCAAUGCGUCACCAUUUACUUGCUCAACCUAAUGAGUACGGGACAUGCGGUAGCGUACGUGACACAGACAGUGAGUCCAGCGGUUCGCCAUGCGCCGCGUGCGCCGCUGAACUCUACCGUUUGCCCGCUGCGCACCUUUCAGAUACACUACCAGCGGGUGCAACCACGGCUGCCGAAUCCAGCACAGAGGAUGGCUCAUAUGGCUCCCGUCACUUGCGUCCUCGAGAUAUACGUGACACAAAUUCCCGUGACAUCAGAGAUACGCGUGACAUGAGGGACGGGCGUGACACGCAACAGAGACGUGCACGUAGAAUAGCGCGUCCACAGCAACCGACCAUUAGGUAUGCGGGAGCCGUCGCAAAUUGUGCACCGGAGAGGAACUGUACAUAA
Pieris macdunnoughi is the source of this 5445-nucleotide messenger RNA. NCBI's taxonomy places the organism in Eukaryota, Metazoa, Arthropoda, Insecta, Lepidoptera, Pieridae. The record is from the annotation of a GenBank genome assembly.